CCGGCGGGACCAUGCCGGUGAUGAAGGGCUUGCUGGCCCCGCAGAACACCUUCCUGGACACCAUCGCCACCCGCUUCGAUGGCACGCACAGCAACUUCAUCCUGGCCAACGCGCAGCUCCGCCGCGGCUUCCCCAUCGUCUACUGCUCCGACGGCUUCUGCGACCUCACCGGCUUCGCCCGCACCGAGGUCAUGCAGAAGAACUGCAGCUGCCGCUUCCUCUGCGGGGCGGAGACCAGCGAGCCCGCGCUGCAGCGCAUCGAGAAGGCGCUGGACGGCAAGCAGGAGUACCAGGCCGAGGUCUGCUUCUACAAGAAGGGGGGAGCUGCCUUCUGGUGCCUGCUGGACAUCAUGCCCAUCAGGAACGAGAAGGGGGAGGUGGUGCUCUUCCUCUUCUCCUUCAAGGACAUCACGGAGAGCCGGGGCAAGAGCCACCCGGGCGACAAGAAGGAGGGUGAGCCGCGGGCAGAGAAGCAGCGGGGCCGGAAGGCCGGGAGCGCGCACCUGCGGGCAGCCCGGAGGCAGGGCCGCACCGUGCUGCACCGGCUCAGCAGCCAGUUCGCCCGGAGGGACCGCGCCGAGAUGAAAAUCAACCGCAACGUGUUUGAGAACAAGCCGUCCAUCCCCGAGUACAAAGUGGCCUCGGUGCAGAAGUCCCGCUUCAUCCUGCUCCACUACAGCGUCUUCAAGGCCCUCUGGGACUGGCUGAUCCUGCUGGCCACCUUCUACGUGGCCGUCACCGUCCCCUACAACGUCUGCUUCACGGGCACGGAGGACAGCCCCUCGGCCGCCCGCAGCACCAUCGUCAGCGACAUCGCCGUGGAGAUGCUCUUCAUCCUGGAUAUCGUCCUCAACUUCCGCACCACGUACGUGAGCCAGUCGGGGCAGGUGGUGUACGACCCCCGCUCCAUCUGCCUCCACUACGUGGCCACAUGGUUCUUCGUGGAUCUCGUCGCCGCCCUGCCCUUCGACCUGCUGUACCUGUUCAACGUCACCGUGACCUCGCUGGUGCACCUGCUGAAGACGGUGCGGCUGCUGCGGCUGCUGCGGCUGCUGCAGAAGCUGGACCGCUACUCGCAGUACAGUGCCAUGGUGCUGACGCUGCUCAUGUCCGUGUUCGCGCUGCUGGCGCACUGGAUGGCAUGCGUCUGGUACGUCAUCGGCCGCAAGGAGCUGGAGAGCAACGACCCCCUGGCCUGGGACAUCGGCUGGCUGCACGAGCUGGGCAAGAGGCUGGAGGCUCCCUACAUCAACGGCUCGGCGGGGGGCCCCUCCGUCCGCAGCGCCUACAUCGCCUCCCUCUACUUCACCCUCAGCAGCCUGACCAGCGUGGGCUUCGGCAACGUCUGCGCCAACACCGACGCCGAGAAGAUCUUCUCCAUCUGCACCAUGCUCAUCGGGGCGCUGAUGCACGCCGUGGUCUUCGGCAACGUCACGGCCAUCAUCCAGCGCAUGUACUCGCGCCGCUCGCUCUACCACACCCGCAUGAAGGACCUCAAGGACUUCAUCCGCGUCCACCGCCUCCCCCAGCAGCUCAAGCAGCGGAUGCUGGAGUAUUUCCAGACCACCUGGUCGGUGAACAACGGCAUCGACGUGAACGAGCUGCUGCACGACUUCCCCGACGAGCUGCGGGCGGACGUGGCCAUGCACCUGCACAAGGACAUCCUGCAGCUGCCCGUCUUCGGGGCGGCCAGCCGGGGCUGCCUGCGCUCCCUCUCGCUGCACAUCAAGACCUCGUUCUGCGCCCCGGGCGAGUACCUGCUGCGCCAGGGCGACGCGCUGCAGGCCGACUACUUCGUGUGCGCCGGCUCGCUGGAGGUGCUGCGGGACGGCGUGGUGCUGGCCCUCCUGGGCAAAGGGGAUUUGGUCGGGGCCGACCUGCCGAGCCAGGACCGAGUGGUCAAGACCAACGCGGACGUGAAGGCGCUGACCUACUGCGACCUGCAGUACAUCGGGCUGCGGGGGCUCUGCGAGGUGCUGCAGCUCUACCCCGAGUACGCCAGCAAGUUCAGGGCCGACAUCCACCAGGACCUCACCUUCAACCUGCGCGAGGGCAGCGAGCUGGAGGUGGGUGCGUGUCCUGCCCCCGCGCCGGCCCUGCCUCCCCCGCGGCUCCCCGGGAGCCGGAGCCGCCUGGGACCCGGGCUCCUCCGCUUCGCCCGCUCCCCGCGGCUGGCGCAGGCGGCGCAGCCGUGUGCUGACAGCGGUGCCGUCCCGGAGAAGCCCCUUCCCUCCAUCCUGGAGGACGGCGAGGAGCCCGAUGACGGCUUCCAGCGCUCGCCUGCCGCCGUCACCCACCGCACGCGGCUGCUGCCCAGCCCGGGGCGCCGCGGGUCGCUCAGCAGCCUGCUGGGUGACGAGCUGUGCCAGUUCUCAGCCCUGCGGCGCAACUGCUGCUCGCCAGCCCGCUGCGGCCAGGGCCACAGCCCCUCGCCGCGGUGCCGGCGGGACGCCCCGCUCGCGGACAGGGAGCCCGGCGGCGGCAGGAAGCCGGCCAAGCUGCUGAUCCCCUCGCUGCACAGCUACGGCCCCCCGGACCUCAGCCCCAGGGUGGUGGACGGCAUCGAGGACGACGGGGGCACGUCGGAGGCGCAGACCUUCUGCUUCCACGCGGACCCCCCGCUGCAGAGCACCUCCAGGGACUCCCCGACCGCAGGGACCGACCCGGCCAGCCCAGCCCUGCACACGGAGGCGGAGGAGAUAAAGCAGAACAUCCGCAGGCUCAACCAGGAGAUCAGCCACCUCAAGCGGGAGGUCUCGCACCUCAGCCGGGAGCUGCAGCGCAUGACGGAGCUGCUGCAGGGCCGCCUGGGCGCCCCGCCGCCCGCCCGCCCCCGCGUGCUGUAUUUCAGAGAUGACUACAUAAUACUGAAAUGGGAUUUGGGGGAGGUGUGGCACUUGUAA
Messenger RNA from Dromaius novaehollandiae (emu), 2903 nucleotides. It is a transcript of the gene KCNH4, whose product is annotated as potassium voltage-gated channel subfamily H member 4. Gene Ontology annotation, biological process: potassium ion transmembrane transport; regulation of membrane potential. The transcript is spliced from 17 exons. Bases 12 to 2903 code for a protein of 963 amino acids. Gene Ontology annotation, cellular component: plasma membrane. NCBI's taxonomy places the organism in Eukaryota, Metazoa, Chordata, Aves, Casuariiformes, Dromaiidae. Gene Ontology annotation, molecular function: voltage-gated potassium channel activity. The record is from RefSeq and is a predicted model, not a curated record.